AUUCAUUUUCUGACACGGAGACACACGCAUUUCCAUUCUGCCACGUUUGAGUUAACACAUUUCAAUCUAUGUUCGACAUUCGUGAGGUACUUGAACGCAGCAGUCCCUUGAGCUAACGUUAGCUCUUCCUGUAGUGCUAUGAGUUGAGCCAUACUGAAGUGCUGGGAAUGCAGCCGACGCUCCCACCUGAGGCUGUCCGAGAGCUGGUGCGCUCCUGUCUGCACAGAGACCCGGUCGCAGCAGACCUCCGCUGCAGCCUGUUCGUUGCAGCUGCACAGAACUACAAGAGAGACUCUUUGCUCAGACCAUUCCCCCCGAGAUACAUAAGUAGUGACAAUAAGGAUUUUGAUGAGCUGUUGGCAGAUGUGCACUCUUUGCCUGGUGUGAGAGAUUUGGUGACUCUACGACCUAGAGAGGGAGAUCAUCAUCUGGCUCUCACACACUGGAUCCUCUCCUCAAAGAGCUUUGCUGUGAAGACCCUGCAAAAAGAUGAGUACGCCAAACUGUGUGACCUGACAGAAAAUGACAGAACUUCUGGGCCUGUACCUGACUUCCUGUUUGAGCUGGAGUACUGUGAUCAGAUGAACGCUAGGUUUGAGAAGAUGAGGGAGGGCAGAGACCUGUUCUAUGCAUUCCACGGGAGUCGCCUGGAAAACUUUCACUCUAUCAUUCACAACGGGCUGCACUGUCACCUCAACAAGAACUCGGUGUUUGGCGAGGGGACCUACCUCACCAGUGACCUCAGCAUGGCCGUCCUCUACAGUCCACACAGCAGCGGCUGGCGAGAAAGUCUGCUGGGUCCACUGCUCAGCUGUGUCGCUUUGUGUGAAGUCAUUGAUCACCCAGAUGUUAAGUGCCAAGUGAAGAAAAAAGAUUCUGAAAUCAUUGACCGUCAGCGCUCAAGAGCGAAGAACAGCGAAGGAGGGGAUGUACCGCAGAAGUACUUUGUGGUCACCAACAAUCAGCUUCUGCGAGUCAAGUACCUGCUAGUUUACUCUCAGAGGAGACACCUGUCCAGGCGUUCCCGCAGCACCUCCUGGCUCCUCAGACAUCAUUUUGCCAUCAUGAUGAGUCUUUACAUCCUGCUGCUCGUAUUCAUCGGUGCCUUUAACUCCACCACCUUCGUUUCCUUUUGGAACCGAUUGUUCAGGUGACAAGACAACAGACAGAUGUGCCUUCCUGAUCACAGACUGACUGGAAGCCCGAGGAAAGAUGACGUUUUACGCACCUUUUAUACUCUUUUCUCUCUACAAUCAUUCUCAUCAUUUCAAAACACCAUAAUAGCUGUUUUCCCAUGAUAACUGAUCUUUCAAAUUGUAGCUGCUGGGAUCACAUGGUGUUUUAAUUCAGUGGAAAUGGGGAAUCAAAACCCUUCUGCACUUUGAAAAUGUUAUGCAAUUUUCUUCAACCAAAAGAACAUCUUGUUUAAAUACCUGCACAGCAAAGAGCCAAGCGUUAAUAUCUCGUUUUGCUUCACUAGGUCUUAAGUAAACCUGCUGAGAGUUAUUAGCACAUUAACUGAUUGCAUUGACUCGUCACUGUCAGGGAUCUGAUGAUUCGGCACUAAUGACAUUGUCCCAAUUUUCUCUUUUAAUCUUAUGAUUGUGUAUUGCUCAGUUAUGGGUAGGGACCUUUUUAAUUUUUCAUGAUUUAAGUCUAAUUUUAAGAUAAUAAAUAGAAUGGUUAGGUUAACUAAAGCUUAAAUAUACGAGACAGCUGUAUUUAUAAUGACGGAUCACAGAAAGGUCACCUAAAGCCUCAUUUAUAAUAUUUUCAGAUAUUCUUCUAUAUCUUUGUAUCAGUAAAGAAGGUAAACUGUAUAUCGGCUUAUAGCCAACAUGUUCUGAAAGUUUGUUACGAUUUUGGACACUAAUAAAGCUAUUCUUUUGA
This is a messenger RNA of Eleginops maclovinus (Patagonian blennie), 1890 nucleotides long. It is a transcript of the gene parp16, whose product is annotated as poly (ADP-ribose) polymerase family, member 16. Bases 168 to 1154 code for a protein of 328 amino acids. Gene Ontology annotation, biological process: endoplasmic reticulum unfolded protein response. Gene Ontology annotation, cellular component: nuclear envelope; endoplasmic reticulum tubular network; membrane. The transcript has 7 exons. The record is from RefSeq and is a predicted model, not a curated record. NCBI's taxonomy places the organism in Eukaryota, Metazoa, Chordata, Actinopteri, Perciformes, Eleginopidae. Gene Ontology annotation, molecular function: protein serine/threonine kinase activator activity; kinase binding; NAD+ poly-ADP-ribosyltransferase activity.